Messenger RNA from Cynoglossus semilaevis (tongue sole), 881 nucleotides. It is a transcript of the gene mrpl18, whose product is annotated as mitochondrial ribosomal protein L18. NCBI's taxonomy places the organism in Eukaryota, Metazoa, Chordata, Actinopteri, Pleuronectiformes, Cynoglossidae. The record is from RefSeq and is a predicted model, not a curated record. Bases 159 to 719 code for a protein of 186 amino acids. Gene Ontology annotation, cellular component: mitochondrion; ribosome. The transcript has 4 exons. Gene Ontology annotation, molecular function: 5S rRNA binding; structural constituent of ribosome. Gene Ontology annotation, biological process: translation.
UUGAAGGUGACACCACGUGAACCGGAAGUGUUGUGAAUGUCAAAGAUGGCGUUUGACAUGUUUUAGUGACACAUUAUCAGGCGAUACUUUCCAAACAAACGCUGGUGUGGAUAUCGAUCGUUGAUUUUUUUUUUAGUAAUGAACUGAAUUAAAGCAAAAUGGCUCUAAGUGAAUUGAAUCGCUCAGUGCGAUUGUUUUUUACUCAAAUCCAACGAUGUCGCGUCGCUGCAAACCAAAUCCGGUGUAUGAACCAGGCAGCCUGUCAACCGCAGCCUAGUCCAAAUGAAAACGAAGCAGUGAACCCGACCUUUGAGAACAGGAACCCGCGGAACCUGGAGUUCAUGGCUCUGGCUGUGAAGGACCGGGGCUGGAAGACGACGUGGCCCCACAGAGAGUUUUACCACAGGUUGGUGUUCUCCCGCACCCAACAUUACGUGACGGCACAAGUGUUUUCCAGCAGCUCCCCUGUCCCAGUGCUGACUUGUUCCACCAAAGAGUGGGCUCUGAAGAAGGAGCUGACGUCCACAAGAGCUGUGGCAGCGUGCCAAGCUGUGGGUGACGUUCUGGCACAGCGAUGCCAACAGGCUGGCAUCACAAGGAUGGUGUACAAAGCCAUACCCUGGACAUUUCGCUCAGAUGCUGUCCAAGCAUUUAGGGCUGCAAUGAAAGAUGGAGGAAUUACACUCAGUGAACCUAGAAGAAAAUAUAUUGGGACCUAAGUUUUGUUGUCAUUAUUUGUUUUUUACAAAUGUUGUGUGUAACUAAUCCUCUGUUGUGAAUUAUGACUGUACUGAUGUAAAGCUGACCAGCAAAUGUUGGCUCUUUUACAUUGUGGAUAAAGUGUUUCUGAACAUAAGCGAUGAAUAAAUCAGGAAACAAAA